This is a messenger RNA of Conger conger (European conger), 3813 nucleotides long. RefSeq names its product alanyl-tRNA synthetase 2, mitochondrial (putative) (gene aars2). The record is from RefSeq and is a predicted model, not a curated record. Gene Ontology annotation, cellular component: mitochondrion; cytoplasm. The transcript has 22 exons. Gene Ontology annotation, biological process: tRNA modification; alanyl-tRNA aminoacylation. NCBI's taxonomy places the organism in Eukaryota, Metazoa, Chordata, Actinopteri, Anguilliformes, Congridae. Gene Ontology annotation, molecular function: ATP binding; amino acid binding; alanine-tRNA ligase activity. Bases 280 to 3285 code for a protein of 1001 amino acids.
UCCAAAUACUGUAUUAAGGUCCGUUCAGCCGAAGGUACUGUCUCUCCCUCAGUGAAGCCUGGAAGGCAGCAGCUUUUAGAACUACAAAACUCAACACCGACAUAUUAGUAAAUUAGCGGCUCAGUAACAUAAAUACAGAUAUAUGCAUGUGAAGAACCUAUGCAUGCGUCAUCUGUGGUUGGCUGAGCUGAAUCUGCUGCCUUCCAUGCGUCCCCGGAGGAAGGAACGCAAAGCCCUUCCCUUUGACCUCUGCAGUGUGCUCACUUGCCAGCCCCAAAGAUGGCUGCGUACAUGAGGAUUCCCAAAACAUGCCGAAGGUUUUUAAACGCGAAAUAUUUCAGUUCAGCGAUAGGCGUGAGGGCACAAUUAGCCUUUUCCUCUACGACGGGGAAUCCGGAAUUCACAUCAAAAAGAGUACGAAGCAUGUUUACUGAAUUCUUCAGGGAUCGGCACCGGCACAAGCUCGUGCCCUCCUCUCCGGUGCGCCCGAGAGGAGACCCGAGUCUCCUGUUCGUCAAUGCAGGCAUGAACCAGUUUAAGCCCCUCCUGCUGGGCGCGGCCGACCCUCGCAGCGAGAUGGCGCAUUACCGCCGCGUGGCGAACAGUCAGAAGUGCGUCCGCGCCGGCGGGAAACACAACGACCUGGACGAUGUGGGACGCGACGUCUACCACCACACCUUCUUUGAGAUGCUGGGGAACUGGUCUUUUGGAGACUACUUCAAGGAGGAGGCCUGCUCCAUGGCCUGGGAGCUGCUGACGCAGGAGUACGGCGUUCCGGCGGAUCGGCUCUACGUGUCGUACUUCAGCGGGAACGCCGCGGUGGGGCUGCCGGCCGACCUGGAAACCCGAGAGAUCUGGCUGAGCCUGGGGGUGCCUCCGGGGCGCGUCCUGCCCUUCGGGAUGGGGGAGAACUUUUGGGAGAUGGGGGAGACGGGCCCCUGUGGGCCCUGCACAGAGAUCCACUAUGACCACGAGGGGGGGCGGGACGCCGCCCACCUGGUGAACCGGGACAGCCCCGAGGUGGUGGAGAUCUGGAACCUGGUCUUCAUGCAGUACAACAGGGAGGCGGACGGCGGUCUGAGGGCACUCCCCCGGCUCAGUGUGGACACAGGGAUGGGGCUGGAGAGGCUGGUGACUGUGCUGCAGGGCCAGCGCUCCAACUACCACACCGACCUGUUCACCCCGCUGCUGUCCGCCAUUCACCAGAGGUCGCGCUGUGGGGAGUACGGUGGGCGCGCUGGGCGGGCGGAUGAGGGGAGUGUGGACAUGGCGUACCGCGUCCUGGCCGACCACGCGCGCACGCUGUGCAUCUGCAUCGCAGACGGCGUCUACCCCGGCAUGUCCGGCGCGGAGCUGGUGUUGAGGCGGAUCCUUAGGAGGGCGGUGCGUUUCUCCACUGAGGUGCUGCAGGCCCCCCCGGGGGCUCUGGCCAGCCUGGUCCCCACGGUAACCCAAAUACUGGGAGAGGCCUACCCUGAACUGCACAGAGAAAGGCAGAGGAUCACAGACAUCAUCAACGAUAACGAAGCGCAGUUCCUCUGCUCCCUGAAGCAGGGGAGGCGGGUGAUUGACAGGACCCUCCAGAAGAUGGGCGGGGCCAACAUGUUUCCAGGAUCUGUGGCCUGGGCACUGCAUCGCAACCUUGGCUUUCCCCUGGACCUGAUUGGCUUAAUGCUUGAGGAGAAGGGUGUGGCCAUGGACUCAGAGGCUGUGGAUAGGCUAGCAGCAGAAGAAGAAAAGUUGAGGACUCAAGUCCAGGGGCCUGACAGAGAGAGCUGUACGGAGCUGGACCUCCACAGCCUAUCAGAGCUGCAGGGGGCAGGGAUUCCCCACACCGAUGACUCCCCAAAAUACCGCUAUUCCCUGGGCGAGGAUGGCCGAUAUGUGUUCCCGCCGUGUUGGGCCCGGGUUCAGGCUCUGUACUGCUCCCAGGCGCUGGUCCCGGAGGUGGGGGAGGGGCAGCGCUGUGGGGUGGUGCUGGAUCAGACCUGCUUCUACUCUGAGCAGGGGGGCCAAUCCCACGACCGGGGCUACUUUCUCCGGGAGGGGCUACAGGACGUCCUGUUUCCUGUGGAGGCGGUGCAGCAGGUGGGCGGGUACGUGGUCCACCAGGUAACCACGGGCGACACCCUGAAGAUUGGAGACAAGGUCCAGCUGUUCGUGGAUGAGGCCCACAGGCUGGCCUGCAUGGUGAAACACACAGCGACUCACAUCCUGAACUUCUCCCUGCGGCGGGUUCUGGGGGAGGGGGUGGAGCAGCAGGGCUCCCACGUCACGCCAGACCGCCUGCGCUUCGACUUCAGCGUCAGAGGCUCUCUCAGUGUCAAGCAGCUACAGGAAGUGGAGCAGGUGGUACAGGACGUCAUCGCACAGAACGAGGACGUGUUCAUCCAGGAGCUGCCGCUCGCCCUGGCCAAGCGUAUCCAUGGCCUGAGAACGGUGGAUGAGGUGUAUCUUGAUCCAGUCAGGGUGGUGUCCGUGGGCAUCCCUGUUCCUGACCUGCUCACUUCCCUCAGCGACCGGCCCACGUCUGUGGAGCUCUGCUGCGGAACGCACCUGCUGAGGACGGGGGAGAUCCGAGACCUGGUGAUCGUGGCGGAGAGAUCACUGCUGAAGGGAGUGAGCCGCGUGCUGGCGCUGACCGGAGACGAGGCUCGAGAGGCCCGGGAGGCGGGGCAUGCCCUGGUCCAGGAGGUGGAGUCUCUGUCGGCACAGCAACCGUCUGCUAGCUCCACCCUCCCCACUGCACACAGGCUGUCCAAAGAUGUGGGGCUGCUGUCCGAUGCUGUGGACAACACCCCCAUGCCGCAGUGGCAGAGGAAGGAGCUCCAGCAGCGUCUGAAAACGAUGCAGAGAGCCGCCAACACCGCCAUCAGGAAGCUGGAGACCAGCGAGGCUGCGGUCCAGGCUCUGGCUCUGUUGGAGAAGCAUGGCAGUAAGGCGGUGGUUGUGGACACUGUGGAAGCAGAGUCCAUAUCGGUGGUGAUGAAGGUGGUGAAUCAGUACAGUGAGCGGGCCCCGGGGUCAAAGGUCAUGUUCCUGGCCCAUCUGCCAUCCGGGAGGGUCCUGUGUGCCUGUCAGGUACCCAAGGCCAGCAGCACUCUCUCUGCCUCUGACUGGGCCCUGGCCGUCUGCACCCACCUGGGGGGCAAGGCGGGGGGGUCUGCUAUCGUUGCCAAGGGAGCGGGAACCACACAUGACAUCACAGAGGCCCUCCGGUGGGCUGAGGAGUUUGCCAACCCAACAGUGCGACCCAAUGCCAGCUCAGCCCCGACCCAAGACUGACCUCCAGGACCAGACACUGGGCUGACCUCCAGGACCAGACACUGGGCUGACCUCCAGGACCACACACUGGGCUGACCUCCAGGACCAGACACUGGGCUGACCUCCAGGACCACACACUGGGCUGACCUCCAGGACCACACACUGGGCUGAUGAGUGUGUCUGUGUGCAGUAUCUACAGUCCCACUUAUUUAUCAUAAGCACGUGUGCCCCUGGCUGGUUAUAUAUAAGGAGGUCUGAAGAUGUUAUUGUGUCAGCAGACUACUAUUCCCCCUCCGAACAGGGUCUGAAAUGAGUUCACACAGUGAUGAGUUCACACAGGUGUGUUUAUGUGCCACACCGCUGGUGAAAAGGUUCUGCAGAACGUCUUUGGUUUGGUUUUUCAGGAACUGUCACUCUGCUGGGCUGAGUGGACCACUGAUAUCUAAAGACUUCAAUUUCCAUUAUUCUGCUGGACUCCCAGGGAACUGAAUGUACAAAACUCUAUUUUCUUUGUUUAAGAAGGAAUAAAGACAUAAAAACCUUUCUAAA